Molecule: messenger RNA, 750 nt
Organism: Cylindrotheca closterium
Lineage: Eukaryota; Bacillariophyta; Bacillariophyceae; Bacillariales; Bacillariaceae
Source: the annotation of a GenBank genome assembly
AUGGUGGCUGACAAAGAUAACGAACUACCCGAAAAGCUCGAGCAAGAUCCCGAAAAGACCGACCAAGACCCCGAAAAGACCAACCAAGACCCCGAACAGCCCAAGCAAGAGCCCGAAAAGACCAACCAAGAGGCUGAAAUGCCCAAGCAAGAGCCAGCACCCAUGUACGAGCAAGAAAAGCAAGGUGGAAAGUGCUGCGGAGGAUGCUGUGACUAUCGCCGUGCCGUAGUGGUUCUAUGCAUCAUCUCUAUUAUCUUUACCAUCAUUGGACUUGUCAACCCUGCCCUAAAUGAUGCCUUCUCGUCCCAAAAAUACCCUGAAUUGGAAGAAAUUGUCAACUCUCACAAAGUCGCCCUUCUUGCCAUCGGCAUUAUUCAUAUUAUCAUGACUGUUGUCGCUCUUGUUGGUGCUAUCAUUUUCAAUUUCUAUGCGGUCGUCCUCUACGUCCUCUGGUCCAUCUUGAACUUGAUCGUCUCCAUCGUCCUUCAACAUCAAAUGGUGACAGAGUUGCUGGACUGGAUCGAAACCCAAACUGACGACGAAACCUGGUCGCCCAGCAACCAGGAAGAGCUUGAAAGAGCAAUCAAUUUCUAUAUGAUCGUCAGCUACAUCCUCACUGUGAUCUUCACUUUGUUGUGGUUGUACCCAUCUGUUUUCUUGUCUAUUGAAAUCAAGAAGGGAAUCAUGACCAAGGAGACUUAUCCUCGAGAGGAAAUGUCUUGCUGCUGUGUUUCUCAGAACCACAACUAA